UCAUUUGCACUGAGAUACUUUUGCAUAACAAAGGAGACCAUAUAGUUAAGCAGCAUCUCAGAAGAAAUGGAAAAUUUUUCCCUGUUGACAAUCUCUGGGCCACGAUUCCCUAGCUUUGCCCUGAAGAGCAUACCUGAUUUGACAUGCCCUAUACACACAGCCAGCUUGCCAGACUGCCUCCUUACAGAAAUGCAGAGCAAUGAGCCCCUGAGACGGAACUGCACCAUCUAUCGGCCCUGGUAUUCUCCUUACAGCUACUUUGUGUGCAUGGACAAAGACAGUCAGGUGAACUCCUGCAGUCUUCCAGACACGCUCAGAGGCAAUGGCAGAGAAGGCCCCUCAGAUGCUCGCCAAGCUGAAGAGAUUCCAGACAGCAUCUCUUCUUCCUCUGGCUCCCUGGAGAAAGGUUAUCCCCAGUACAGCAGCAGUAGUGGCAGGAAGACGAGGAUUGCUAGUGAGGCCAAGGACUGCAUUACUUCUCAGGACAUCCUCUUGGCUUCCAAGUGGCAGCCCCUGCAGCAGAACGGCUACAAAUGCAUGGCCUGCUGCCGCAUGUUCCCUACUCUGCACUCCCUCAAGACCCACAUCAAAUGCGGAUCCAAGGAGGGCUUCAGCUGCAAGGUCUAUUACCACAAGAUCAAAGCCCUGUGCGAGAAAGAACACAAAUGCCGGUCCAGCAGUCGCCCAGCAGGCAGUGGCAGCAGCAGCAGCAGCAAAAUGCUCAAGUAGCCCUGCCUGUGUGUGGGAAGCACAAUCGCCAUCAGACAUCUGCUCCUGGACUCCCAGCAAAACAAGAAUAAAGCAAAUUAUUGAUGUCACUCGAGACUUU
Messenger RNA from Hemicordylus capensis (graceful crag lizard), 829 nucleotides. It is a transcript of the gene SPATA46, whose product is annotated as spermatogenesis associated 46. Gene Ontology annotation, cellular component: nuclear membrane. Lineage: Eukaryota; Metazoa; Chordata; Lepidosauria; Squamata; Cordylidae. Gene Ontology annotation, biological process: fertilization. The record is from RefSeq and is a predicted model, not a curated record. The transcript is spliced from 2 exons. Bases 67 to 729 code for a protein of 220 amino acids.